Molecule: messenger RNA, 1457 nt
Organism: Tarenaya hassleriana
Lineage: Eukaryota; Viridiplantae; Streptophyta; Magnoliopsida; Brassicales; Cleomaceae
Product: flagellar radial spoke protein 5
Exons: 9
Coding region: 106-1290 (394 amino acids)
Source: RefSeq, a predicted model, not a curated record
GGUGUAUUGGUGAAGUUUACCCAAUCAGAGGGGAGGCCCAGAAAGCACAGAAGAGUCAUCCAUCUUUAUCCGAGACCGGAGGGAGGGAGCGAGAGAAGCCGCGCCAUGGCGGUGUCCGUACAGCCCGUCUUCGCAUCGAGCCUCGCGUGGUCGGCAGUAUCAGGAAGGUCUAUAAACUCGACUCGGUCUUCCCGAACUGAGUUGCGACGCGGACUCGGCGGCGGUGGCGGUUCAGUGAGAUGCUCGUCGGCGGCGGUGGAGGCGGAGCGGCGAGUGACGGUGAAGAACGGGAGUGACUCGCUGGAGAUAUGUAGAGUUCUGAACGGAAUGUGGCAGACGAGCGGAGGAUGGGGGAGGAUUGACAGAGACGACGCCGUCGAGGCUAUGCUCCGCCACGCCGACGCCGGACUCUCCACCUUCGACAUGGCCGAUCACUAUGGUCCUGCCGAAGAUCUUUACGGCAUUUUCAUCAAUAGGGUCCGUCGAGAACGCCCACCAGAGUACUUGGAAAAUGUCAGAGGUUUGACAAAAUGGGUUCCUCCUCCUGUGAAGAUGACGAGCAGUUAUGUGCGGGAAAACAUUAACAUAUCACGAAAAAGAAUGGAUGUGGCUUCUCUUGACAUGCUUCAGUUUCACUGGUGGGACUAUGCUAAUCCCGGUUAUCUGGAUGCACUAAAACACCUCACUGAUCUAAAAGAAGAAGGUAAAAUCAAGACUGUUGCUUUGACAAAUUUUGACACGGAGAGACUGCAGAAAAUUUUAGAGAACGGAGUCCCUGUUGUUAGCAAUCAGGUGCAACAUUCAAUUGUGGAUAUGCGUCCUCGACAGAGGAUGGCUGAGCUUUGCAAGCUAACAGGAGUUAAACUUAUCACAUACGGGACAGUAAUGGGCGGUCUCCUGUCAGAGAAGUUCCUGGACACCAACUUAACUAUCCCAUUUGCUGGCCCUCGCUUGAAUACCCCCUCCCUCCAGAAGUACAAAAGGAUGGUUGACGCAUGGGGAGGGUGGAAUCUGUUCCAAUCUUUACUUCAGACGCUGAAGAGGAUAGCCUCGAAACACGGAGUCUCCAUUUCAACAGUCGCUGUUAGAUACAUAUUGGAUCAGCCGGGAGUGGCUGGAUCGAUGAUUGGGGUGAGGCUUGGGUUAGCAGAACAUAUCGAAGAGACAAACGCUAUAUUCUCAUUGGUCCUGGACGAGGAAGAUGUCGAAAGCAUACAGGAGGUUACCAAGAAAGGUAAGGAUCUUCUCCAAGUGAUUGGUGACUGUGGAGAUGAAUACCGACGCAUAUGAAAUUACUAGGUUCCAUCUAUAGACCCUCUGAAGCUGAAAUAUUCUUGUACGAACAUCAUCAAAUCUUCUUACAUAAAUUGUUUAUUGUACCAUAUCUACUCUAGAACCAUAUUUAUGUAUAGCCCACUCUCUUGGACUUAACCAUUUAUGUCACUCGUUGAUUCCAA